GCCAAGCGAACUCAUGUCAUGAACUCGUAGCAUGCGCAGGCCGCAUGCAGGCAUACUCUAGCUUGAGUCCUGCUGGCCACCCAGUCGCAAGAACUAGACCCGGCCUCCAUUUGAAAUAUAAUACUGCACGCUUACCUUAUCAACCCAAAUAGCUUUGAAUGUUGCCUUUUCCACAGCAUGGAUGGUCGCUUGGGUGGUCGCGUCAGCCCACGAACUCGCGAAGAAUCACUGCGAAGUCGACAAGCCUUCCUGAGCCCGUGAACACCACGAGCGUGUCUCAGCCAGAGCCCAGAAGCGUCUCGCAGCCAGUGAAAUCUGGCACCAUCACGAGCUUCAUAGAGAAGAACCAAGGCAUUCUUGCAGUUGGGGCAAUCGCAACGUCUUGUUACGGUGCCGGCUUUGCGGCCCACAGCAUCCUUUCAGAAUUGCAAAUUUCCCAGGUCACUGCAAACGCCAAAACUGACGUCCUGGCAGCGGAGCAGCGCGCCAAAAUUGACGUCCUGGCAGCGGAGCAGCGCGCCCAGGCAGCGGAGCAGCGCGCCCAGACAGCGGACCUGCGCAAGGAGCACGCGCAAGGUCUGCUGGACAUCGUGUUCCACUCGGACUACUAAAAGUAUCGUGACACUGUCCUGCAAGACAAGGCCAACAAGCGAGGCGGGGCCGGGGCAUAGGCUCACGGUUUUGUGUCUGGCAUUUGCCCAUACCGACAGGUGCGGGGGCGAUAACGACGGAUUCCUGACGUGCUUCUCGACGCCGGGGGCAUAUUUUGGGAAGCAAAUGCCUUUUUGCGAUGUGCCGCCCCUGCCGUGCCUUUUCGUGGCGCUUGUGUGCGGCACGGCACGGGGUGCAGGUCGCAGCAUUGUACGCAUAGCGCAAGGUCAACCACCCACACCGCUAUGCUUCAGAUGGCCACUGGAAGAGCACGGCACCUCGUGGACACUCAGUCAAGGAGCUGUGUACCUGUCUGCGGCGGAUGUCACCGGUGGUUGACAUGGAGGCAGGACUUGCUGUUGGUGGGCCACGUGUGAGUUUGAUUAGCGUUUUGCUGUGUGCAGAGGGGUUGCGCCGACUGAGUUAGCUAGCAACAGCAGAUAGAGACACUUACACGGCAUAGGUGGAUUAAAUAUCGUGGAGGAGCGCAUGAGCAAUGGUGCCGCGGCGCCGACAGAAACUAUGGCGACGGUGCAGGCGAACAUCGUAAGUAGGCUGGGGUGGAGCAGAGGCCCAGCCAUCCCACCCAUACGGCUGCAUGAAUUGACAGUCAGUCAGGCCACAUCCAUGCUCAUGCGGCCGAUAGAGCUGCAACGUACUGCACUACAUGCGGACUUCGUGCGAGAGGUGAAACAGCAGGGAAGCCAGCAGCAGGCGACUGCCCCGGCCUCAGCUCCCACCGACCAAAACCCAGUGCGCGCGAUGCAGAGGAGGAUGUGGUGCACAGUGCGGUAGGAGCGGGAGCAACUAGAGAUCAUGUGGCGCCUGCCAAUGGACGGCGUGCCACUGGCAGGAAACAGUCACAUCAGCGUAGGCGUGGAGGCGUGCGGGUGUGGCACCUUUGGAGGAGCGCACGGAGCACCGUGCUCGCUGCGAGCCCACCACUUCUGGGAGUGUGCAGUGGCCCAGGCAGUGAGGGAACAGAUUGACAACGCGCUGCCGGCAUCCAUCACCCGGCGCCAGCUGUGGUGUGGGAUGUGGUUGUGCUGGCCGCCCUAUCAGCUGUGGAGCAUGCCAGGAGACGGCUUAGGACAGGAACUAGAGUGGCGCAGCAGCAAGGCGGAAUCAAUCACGCGGCUGAAGAGGACGCUCUUACCCCAAUAGAAGUGGCGAAGGCAAAGGCUGUCACAGGGUUUUGGAGGCGGCUGCACGAACUUGCAGGCCUAGGGCUGCCAUGGAAGGGAUGGCGGGAAGUGAGCAUAGGGCACCCUAUACUAGCGGUGCAGAAUGGACGCAUCAGGGUGCACCAGCCCGAAAGCUAGCAUAGCAGUGCUAGUUAUUGACUAGGAAUGCUGCCACUGCUGGUGCGCUCAGACGUUUUGAUGUAUGGAGCUCGUAACCGCUGGAAAAAGCGGCGGGUGUUUGCAUGUGCGUUUUGUGUAGCGCUAGGUGCGUGUGUUCUUGUUCGAGGAGAGAGCUGUUGUGACCUAGCGGCGUAGCGAGCGUGGCGUGUGCGGAGGGGCAACUGACCCGCUGGUCAGGCGCGUUUCCCUGCUUUUAUCUGCGUGCAUUUGAGCAUUGGAAUCACUCUUUGAAGGCUAGCAAUAAGUUUCGGGUGAAGAGACGCAAGCAAGAGGAAGAAUGGUGCAUAUAGCGCCGUACACCGAUCUGGGAGAGGUGUCGGUGACUUGGCGUGUGCGAGAGCAGGCGAAGCCGGCUUUUGGCUCUCGCUCACGUAGCGUGCGCCGUCAAUACAAGACCAACCUAUUUCUGUAACGCUUAGAGUGUGCAUAUCGCUCGGCGUCUCCGCCAGUCGUCGGAAUCACUGGCGCAAGCAUCAAGUAAGAGGGAGCUUUGCCAAGGCUUUCUGCCCGUUGUUUAUCAGCUGACGGCAGUCUGCAGGGAGUCAGCGCCGCAAGGGAAUUCCACGCAUCCACACGCCCGCGUAGGCACGUAGAAUGCAUCAGCGCACACGCAUGGGCACGUCAGAGCGAGGGGUUGCCUUUCUCUGCUUUUAGGGGCCUGGCUCGUCGGCGGGUUUGAGAAAUGUUCAGCUUGACCUGUCCCGUGUGCGGUGGCUUUGUGCGUCUCUCGCCGGCUUGGGAAGAAGGUGCAAGUCGAACGGUGGUGGUUUGGACAGGCGGUGGCUCCUGGGAGUGAUUUAGGGUGGGUUCUUUCUCGCUGGGUGAGUGUCCUAUGUUGCGCGCGGUUGGUGCAAGCGGGCUGUCUUCCGUUUCUUCUCACGUCUGUACAGUGGAGUCAGGCGCCCUGUUUUUCGCGGCGGUCAAGCGUCGUGGGUGUUUCGUUCGCCGUAGGCUUGGUUUUGUGUGCGCCGGUCAGGUGUCGGCGCUCUCGCCAGUCCAAAGAGGCUGGUAGGCUGCAGCGGCCGUGUUUUCGGGCCCGGGUCUGAGGUCUCCCCGCAGCUGUAACAAACUACUGCA
Messenger RNA from Chlamydomonas reinhardtii, 3092 nucleotides. RefSeq lists its product as uncharacterized. Lineage: Eukaryota; Viridiplantae; Chlorophyta; Chlorophyceae; Chlamydomonadales; Chlamydomonadaceae. The transcript is spliced from 3 exons. The record is from RefSeq and is a predicted model, not a curated record. Bases 778 to 990 code for a protein of 70 amino acids.